This is a messenger RNA of Heterostelium album PN500, 672 nucleotides long. RefSeq lists its product as uncharacterized. Bases 1 to 672 code for a protein of 223 amino acids. The record is from RefSeq and is a predicted model, not a curated record. The transcript has 2 exons. Lineage: Eukaryota; Evosea; Eumycetozoa; Acytosteliales; Acytosteliaceae.
AUGGCUAAAAUUAAAUUAAUUUUCUCCACUCUCUUGCUUAUUAAUAUCUUCUCACUUGUAUUAUCUGCCAGAUGUCAAGGAAGCUCUAGAGAUGAAUACACCCACGCUAUGCGUUUCAAGCUUACUACCGGUAACUUCAAAAAAGUAGCAGCUGAACUCUGGCUAGAAGGUUGCAUUUUUGAUUUAGCUAAUGGUGUUACUGGCUAUUCAUUUACAAAACCGAUAACUGUUUACGAUGAAUCAAUUAUUAAGAAAUGGACCCCUGGAGAAAUUCAAUAUCUCUUAAGAAAAGUAAAUGAUAAUAAUAUAGAUUUUCAGGUUUCAGAAAAUAGACUUCACCUUUAUGUUAGAAAGAGACAACCAAGACCACAAAUCCAACCAACAGCAAAUCCAUCAUUCAGAUGUCAAUAUCCAGUUGAGCUUGAUCUAAAUGUAUUCGCAGUGGAGAAUGGUGAUCGUGCUGUUGCAACCUAUAGUGGUACUGCAUGUAGGUUACCAGACUCAAAAGGAAAUGAUUAUUGGACAUUCAAAGAUCCAUUGACAAUCUAUUAUAGAAAUUUUGUAAAUCGCUGGGUGGAGGGCAGUGUAUUCGUCUUUGAUCCAGAAGAGGAUAUAGAUAAUAUAGAAGUAUACAUUUCAUCUGAUGGUAGAAAAUUAUACACUAGACCAUAA